ACUGACUGUAGUCAUGAUCGGACAGCGGUGUUGGUGUCGCCACCGUCGCUGCUCAUACAGUUCUCUUGUGCCUUGCAGGUCCUGACUGCAGACGAUAUGCGGUGUACACGCUGGUAUCUACCGCUUGUGCUAUUACCAUUCCCUGUCGCGCCACCAUAUUUCCUCUGGCUCUUCAUCUUCUCUUUAACCCUCCAUGCACGACCAUGCUUCUACUGCAUCGUGCUGCUCUCCGCGCUCUUCAUGUCCUCAUGCUACUGGCCGCCCGUUCCGCUCGAGAGCAAGCUAGCCGUCCCCUGGUCAAGUAACACAGCUACCUACGCGGAGGUGCUCGCCACGCUCAUCCCGGAUCUCCCGGAAGACCUGAAGCCAGUGGACGUGCCCAUGCUCGAUCGCUGCUGGUGUGACUUCUCCAACAAUGGCUUCUUCGACUACUUCAACGUUACGGACUGGGAGAGGCAGAGUAUCCUUCGAUUGAAGGAUAGGCUGGAGGCUCAGAUUAGGGCGAGGGAGGCGGAGAAGCCGGCGGAGCCGGAGCCAGAGCCGGUGGAGGAGCCUACAGAGGCAGACGAGUCCCCCAGCGAAGAGACACCAAGCAACUCGACCGAGACGACCGACGACAACUCACGAUCCAAGCUCUCUGGGCUCUGGAACAAAGUACCCUCCUGGCCUUUCUCUCGCAAACCAUCGCCCACGUCGACGAGCGAGCCAACCCCCGGGGAGACCAUCUUUAUCAGAGCGACGCCGACGCAGAGAUGGCCCUGGUCUAGGGUUGACGACUACACGCCACGCGUGCGGAGAAUAAUCCCUGACAUCCCGAAGCGCAUGCCACCAUUCAAUCCUGAGCCUAUGCAACCCCGCCGCCGCCGGAAGGAAUUCGACUUGCGCCCGUACGGCCUCUCCCUGAUCCUCGAUUUCAGCUGGGAGAAGAGCGAUACAUGAUGCUCAACUCAGGGACUUCCUUGUCGGCUGGGCGUCGGGGCAUCGACCUGUGCGUGUGCAUUGUAGGAAUAAUAGGCACGAAAAGUAUUGUAUCUGUAUAAUGCAUGCUGCAGACGGUGGGGUUGGUCGGAUGA
Molecule: messenger RNA, 1073 nt
Organism: Rhodofomes roseus
Lineage: Eukaryota; Fungi; Basidiomycota; Agaricomycetes; Polyporales; Fomitopsidaceae
Exons: 3
Coding region: 97-939 (280 amino acids)
Source: RefSeq, a predicted model, not a curated record